AUGACCUCCACCACGAAUUUCGGUGCUCUAACCACCACAUGGGCGCCCCCGAGUAACUGUGCGGUUGCGAAAUGGGUCCAGCAUAACACCCACGCGGCAAUCCUUCACUGGGGUGCGGGCUGUGAAAGUGGAACACUUGGAUAUGCUUCUACAUGCUAUCCAACAGGAUGGUCCGGGUCUGCCAACAACACCGCUCUCUCAUACAAAGGAUUCUCGCCCGGCCUCGAUUGUCCAUCUGGAUGGGGGUCGGUCACCAGCACCAGCGGUGGUCCUCAGAGCCAAGGUUGGAAUCCUUUCAAAGCAUAUAUCACAAAGCUAGCGCAUGAUGAGAUAGCCACCGUGUGUUGUCCGUCCGGCUACGACUUCCGAGAUGUCUGCUACAGCCAAACCGCGAAAGUCACCGAUUCACUCCCUCUUAUCACGACCUCAGGUGGAAAAUGCUCCACGACAACCGUCAGUCCAUUCAACGGCAAGAUCGGCGGCACGGGCGCCUCCGCUGGCGUUGCAGCCUUCCAAGCCUACCCCAUCAUCCUCGUAAACGGCUCUUCCUCAGGCCUAUCAACGGGCGCAAAGAUAGCAAUCGGGGUAUGCGUUCCAGCUGGUGUGCUCAUUAUUGCUGCUAUAUGCUUUAUCUGGUGGCAUCGAAGGCGCAGACGAGCUCAAGCGGCUAGGACUUCUGAACCGCGGUCACCUGCGCCUGCUGAGUAUACAGGGAAGCCGGAGUUGGAUGCGAAUGAAAUUGAGCCUGGGGUGCCGGGGGCGCCGGCUGAAUUACCGACGUUGCAGACUGAUGUGCAGAAGGCUGAAUUGCCGGCCUUUAAGAGCCCUGCGACACCUCAGGCUGAGUUACCUGGGGAUUUUGAACAAAUCGAAUACGAAAGAGAGGGGAAGAAAGAGGAUGUAUCAGGCGAUGUGGGAACAAACCCCGUUUCAGAAAACCAGGAUACCCAAGAGACUGAGACGAGGAACACUGGAUGCGAGAAUGAUCAGGGAACCCCCGGUACUGGUCAAAAUCUGCCAACACAUGAGAAAUCGCCAUCAAAAUAA
Messenger RNA from Penicillium cinerascens, 1047 nucleotides. RefSeq lists its product as uncharacterized. The transcript has 2 exons. Bases 1 to 1047 code for a protein of 348 amino acids. The record is from RefSeq and is a predicted model, not a curated record. Lineage: Eukaryota; Fungi; Ascomycota; Eurotiomycetes; Eurotiales; Aspergillaceae.